Phascolarctos cinereus (koala) is the source of this 1971-nucleotide messenger RNA. RefSeq names its product histone deacetylase 3 (gene HDAC3). Lineage: Eukaryota; Metazoa; Chordata; Mammalia; Diprotodontia; Phascolarctidae. Gene Ontology annotation, biological process: epigenetic regulation of gene expression. Gene Ontology annotation, molecular function: histone deacetylase activity. The record is from RefSeq and is a predicted model, not a curated record.
CUAUGACGCAGAACGCACGGUCCUGGAGGCGGGGCUGGAGGGCGGAGGCGCGGGGCCUGGUCCCCCGGUACCAUGGCCAAGACGGUGGCCUAUUUCUAUGACCCGGAUGUGGGGAACUUCCACUACGGGGCGGGUCACCCCAUGAAACCCCAUCGUCUGGCGCUUACCCACAGCCUGGUGUUGCACUAUGGGCUCUACAAGAAGAUGAUUGUCUUCAAGCCAUACCAAGCCUCUCAACAUGAUAUGUGCCGUUUCCACUCAGAGGAUUAUAUUGAUUUCCUGCAGCGGGUCAGCCCCACCAACAUGCAGGGCUUUACUAAAAGUCUCAAUGCCUUCAAUGUAGGGGAUGAUUGUCCUGUGUUCCCAGGCCUCUUCGAGUUCUGUUCCCGUUACACAGGUGCUUCCCUGCAGGGCGCAACACAAUUGAACAACAAGAUUUGUGAUAUUGCCAUUAACUGGGCUGGAGGACUGCACCAUGCUAAGAAAUUUGAGGCCUCAGGUUUCUGCUAUGUCAAUGACAUUGUGAUCGGCAUCCUGGAGCUACUGAAGUAUCACCCCCGUGUAUUGUACAUUGACAUUGACAUCCACCAUGGGGAUGGUGUACAGGAAGCCUUUUAUCUCACUGACCGAGUCAUGACUGUCUCUUUCCAUAAAUAUGGCAAUUACUUCUUCCCUGGCACAGGUGAUAUGUAUGAAGUUGGAGCAGAAAGCGGACGCUACUACUGUCUCAAUGUGCCCCUGCGGGAUGGCAUCGAUGACCAGAGUUACAAGCACCUCUUCCAGCCUGUCAUCAACCAAGUGGUGGAUUUUUACCAACCAACGUGCAUUGUGCUACAGUGUGGAGCUGAUUCCCUGGGUUGUGAUCGGCUGGGCUGCUUCAACCUUAGCAUCCGAGGUCAUGGGGAGUGUGUGGAAUAUGUCAAGAGCUUUAACAUCCCAUUGCUGGUACUGGGUGGUGGUGGCUAUACUGUUCGAAAUGUUGCCCGAUGCUGGACAUAUGAGACAUCACUGUUGGUAGAAGAAGCUAUCAGUGAGGAGCUACCAUAUAGUGAAUAUUUUGAGUACUUUGCCCCAGACUUCACAUUGCAUCCAGAUGUCAGCACACGAAUUGAAAACCAGAAUUCACGCCAGUACCUCGACCAGAUCCGGCAGACGAUCUUUGAGAAUCUCAAAAUGUUGAAUCAUGCACCCAGUGUCCAGAUCCAUGAUGUACCAUCUGAUCUGCUGACCUAUGACCGAACUGAUGAAGCUGAUGCUGAAGAAAGGGGCCCUGAGGAAAACUAUACCAGGCCAGAGGCUCCCAAUGAGUUCUAUGAUGGAGACCAUGACAACGAUAAGGAAAGUGAUGUAGAGAUUUGAAGCUUGGAGAGACUCUGCUCCACAGAGAGUUACCUGCCACUUCAGGGCUGGGCAGGUGGCAAGAAGAGUGACCUUUCCUUGUGUGACUUUCUCUGUCCCUGAGCUUUGCCCUCUACUCUGUGGGAAAGAGUCCAAAGACUGCUGCUGGUCCCAGGACCUUCUUAACCCUUACUCCAGUUUCCUUCUCCCCAAGCCAGAGGUGGUAAUUUUUGGAUAGGUGGAUGGGGGACAGUUCUAGCACUAACUUGGGGCUAGAAGGUCAGCUUCUGUAGACAGGUCAGAGAGGUCACAUGUCCCUGGUGGCCAGUCUCUUAGCUUGCCCCCUGUUCUCAGACUCCUGUCUCCUCUUGACAAAGGUAUUUUCAGGAUGGAGGGGUGGUUGAUAUUGAAGGUACCUUUUUAUUCCCAGCCAUACUGUGCCCUGUCUAAUGUACACUUUAAUUUGGGAGUGGAAAGGGACCAGGGGAGGGUUGUCAUUUGUUUCCUACCUUAUGGGUCCCUUUUGAUUGGGAAAAGAAGGAGUGGAGAGGGGUUUCAUGUCCUGCCUUUUCGUGUUUUAUGUCCAUUUUACCAUUGUUUUUAUCCAAUAAAUUGAGUCAGUAUUUUUCUUAU